Scophthalmus maximus (turbot) is the source of this 2019-nucleotide messenger RNA. Its product is annotated as 3-mercaptopyruvate sulfurtransferase-like. NCBI's taxonomy places the organism in Eukaryota, Metazoa, Chordata, Actinopteri, Pleuronectiformes, Scophthalmidae. Bases 16 to 1089 code for a protein of 357 amino acids. Gene Ontology annotation, cellular component: mitochondrion. The record is from RefSeq and is a predicted model, not a curated record. Gene Ontology annotation, molecular function: thiosulfate-cyanide sulfurtransferase activity. The transcript is spliced from 2 exons. Gene Ontology annotation, biological process: transsulfuration.
CCGCUUAGUUCGCUGAUGCCUCGGGACCGGCCCUGCUCUGUUACGCGCCACCAUUCACUUCCAGCUGUUGCUCGCUCCGUUGGGGGGCGUGUUGCCCGUCGCUCUCCCUCGCUCCCUUCAACCUUUGGCACAGCACUUUGUUUUUUGUUUUUUUUUACAAAACUUGGAGCCUGGCCUGCCUGCCUGGGUUCGUCCGCAGCAUCAUUAACCAUGGCGCAUCAAGCGAGGGCACUGGUCACCUCCAAGUGGCUCGCGGAGGCCGCCAAGGCGCAGGGCAAAGUGCGCGUCCUGGACACGUCCUGGUACUUGCCCAAGCUGCGGCGCAACGCCAAGAGCGAGUUCCAGAAGAGGCACAUCGCCGGCGCGUCCUUCUUCGACAUCGACCGGUGCUGCGACCGAACGUCGCCGCUGGACCACAUGCUGCCGUCGGAGGAGGCGUUCGCGGACUACGCGGGCGACCUGGGCGUCGGCGGCGACACGCACGUGGUGGUGUACGACGCCAGCGAGUUCGGCGCCUUCUCGGCGCCGCGCGUGUGGUGGAUGUUCCGCGCGUUCGGCCACGGCGCCGUGUCGCUGCUCGACGGCGGCCUGAGGGGCUGGCUGCGGGAGGGGCGACCCGUGAGCGACGCGCGCGUCCGGCCCGCGCCGCGCCGCUUCCAGGCCUCGCUGAACCGCGCCUGGGUCCGCGGCUACGGGCAGAUGCUGGACAACCUGCACGCCGAGGAGUUCCAGGUGGUGGACGCGCGGCCGACGCGCAGGUUCCGAGGACUGGACGCCGAGCCCAGAGACAACACCGAGCCCGGCCACAUCCCCGGCUCCGUCAGCGUGCCCUUCGACUCCUUCCUGUCCCCGUCGGGUCACUUCCUGCCCAGGGAGCAGCUCCGGGCGCUGUUCGCCCGCGCGGGCGUCGACCUCCGCCGCCCGCUCUGCGCCUCGUGCGGCUCGUCCGUGACGGCGUGCCACGUGGCGCUGGCGGCCCACGAGUGCGGCCACCCGGGGGUGUCGGUGUACGACGGCGGGUGGUCGGAGUGGUACGCGCGCGCCGCCCCCGAGCACGUCGUGUCCGAGGGACGGGGCAAGCGUCUGUGAUCUCGUGCCGAGGCGGCUACGAGGAGGCGUGUUUGGCGGUUUCCGAGACCGCAUCGGACCGGGACGGACUGACAGCGAGGGGGGGGGGGGGGGGGGGGGGGUGUCCUUUGCUCGCCUUGAAGCCCCCUGAAGUGGGCUUCAGGUUUGAAGGAGUAGUUUGACAUUAUGGGAAUCAUUUGCUUAAUUAUCGAGAUUGGAUUGGACCAUUCUCACGCUGAGCACAAAGACGGGUGGCCCGGCCCGGCCCGGCCCGCAGGUGACCAGCGCCGCCCCUGAAUGAUCUCGACUCAGACGCUUCGUCUCGUCCGAUUCCUCUGAGUAGUAGUGGACCACGUACGAGCCGCGGUGCCCGACAUCAGCUGACGGUCGACGGAUCGGCAUCAGCGCCCCUCUGUAAAAGCUAUUCCUUCGACAUUCCUCCUUCCGUCAUCUGCUUGGCCAAUUCAGGUUAUUGUUCACAUCACAACAGUUACUAGACACUAUUUGGAAAGAUAAUCAUUUUUAUAAUAUUUGAUCAUCUGUAUUUAUUUAUUUAAUUCUUUUGGGGGGGGGGGGGGGCGGGGCAACUUGAACGGUGUCCAGGUUUUGUUGGUCGGUGACAAAUCAUUUAAAGAAUGUACCCCUCCAUGUGAUCAGCAACUCCGCAUGUUAGUUUGACACGAUUCCCCCCCCCCCCCGAGCAGAUUGUGAACAGGAAACAUGGAAAUUCAGAAUCGCAACUCUGCCGUUUGAGGAGCAAUGGGCGGCGACACACUCGGCACCCGGAGCGUCCGGCGAAUUCCUAUUACCCGGAAAAAACGGAGUAGCUCGUAUCUUCUGGUCGCUGCAGUUUCUGUAAAUGUAGAUGUGCAAUGUCGAGUCACACUUCACUGUUAAAUUAAUCACGCUGGAUGACAUGUGUUUCCGAAUAAAAGGGGAAGUGACACAACA